Molecule: messenger RNA, 2969 nt
Organism: Drosophila montana
Lineage: Eukaryota; Metazoa; Arthropoda; Insecta; Diptera; Drosophilidae
Gene: Dh31-R
Product: Diuretic hormone 31 Receptor
Exons: 10
Biological process (GO): cell surface receptor signaling pathway; adenylate cyclase-modulating G protein-coupled receptor signaling pathway
Cellular component (GO): plasma membrane
Molecular function (GO): calcitonin receptor activity
Source: RefSeq, a predicted model, not a curated record
UGUGCGGAUUUCAGUUGCCGUUCAACAGUCGCGAAUUCCGAACGUACCGCGCGGCAGCCACAGUUUCUGCUACGACGUGGCGCGCAAAUUCAAAUAAAACUCAAGUGAUUCGAAUGUAAAGCGAGUAAACAGUGAAUAUUCGGCCAACUAAAGUACAUAAGGAGAAGUGUGUAAAAGAACAAGUGCACAUAUAAAAUAAUAAUAAAAAAAGGCCACUAAAUAAAACUUGAACAGGGGCUGAUUUGUUAUCGCCGGUUGCAGUGCGUGCCGCUUAAAAGCCAAUUUAAGUGGCAGGCAUUUAAUCAAGCCUCAACUCGAGUUGAGACCGCGGCGCAGCUUUGUCACUGAGGAGGCGACGCCGCGGCGUCCUUGGCAUGCCUCUGUGUGUGCUGCUGCUGCCACCCAGUUGGCGCCCCUCAAGCAGCAUCCAACAUUGUUAGUAGCUGUUGCCGUUGGGGCAUUGUUGUGCCCGUGCCCGUGCCCGUUACCAGCUCCCAAACGCGCACAUUCACAAAAUUCCCAGUGAAAACAUAGCCAUAAAUUAACAACUAAUUCAAUUAACUGCUGACAGCGUCAACGAGCUGCUCCGGCUGCAGUCAGGACGCGGCACCAGGAGCCACCACCACCUGGCCCAGUCUCAGCGCGCUUUCCACAUUCCGCACUGUUUUCGUUGAAUACAGCAGCCGCGCCAUGGCUGAGCAGACCACCAACAGCAGCAGCAGCAGCAGCAGCAGCGGCAGCGGCAGCGGCAGCGGCAGCUUGCAUAUUGCCGCCGAAAGUGGACCCGAUUUUGAUGCACUUCGCGCCGCGUGCAACGCGCGUUUGAACUGCAGCCACCAGCUGACAGGUAAACGUACAUGCCGCAUGCCGCAUGCCACAGUCUACAAUUCGCUUAUAAACUCGCCUCGCCUCGCCUCUUUAGGUUCCUUCUGUGCUGGCACUUUUGAUGGCUGGCUCUGUUGGCCCGACACGGCCGCCGGCACUUCCGCCUAUGAGCUGUGCCCGGACUUCAUCACCGGCUUUGAUCCGGCGCGCUAUGCGCACAAGGAGUGCGGCGAGGAUGGGGAAUGGUUUAAGCAUCCGCUGACCAAUAAAACCUGGUCGAAUUACACCACCUGCGUGAAUCUGGACGAUUUGGCGCGUAAUCACAACGUGAGCCUGAUCUACGAGGUGGGCUACAGCAUCUCGCUGCUGGCCAUACUCCUGUCGCUGGCCAUCUUGAGCUAUUUCAAAUCUUUGAAAUGCGCCCGCAUCACGCUGCACAUGAAUCUGUUCAGUUCAUUUGCGGCAAACAGUUCGCUGUGGCUCAUUUGGUAUAUGGUGGUGGUGCCCAACACGGAGCUGGUGCAGCUCAGCCCGGGCUAUUGCGUGGCAUUGCACAUAAUACUGCACUAUUUUCUGCUGACCAACUAUUCGUGGAUGCUGUGCGAGGGCUUCUAUUUGCACACGGUGCUGGUUGCGGCGUUUAUAUCGGAGAAAAAGCUGGUCAAAUGGUUGAUUGCCUUCGGCUGGUGUUCGCCGGCCAUUGUGAUUUGCAUCUAUGGACUGGCGCGUGGAUUCACUGGGAGUCGGGAGCAGAAUCUGCACUGCUGGAUGACCGACACGGACUUCAACUACAUUCUGAUAGUGCCCGUCUGCAUUUCAAUCUUUCUCAAUUUACUGUUCCUCUGCAAUAUUGUGCGCGUCGUUCUGCUCAAGCUGAACGCCCCGGCGAGCAUUCAGGGCAGCUGCGGACCCUCACGCACCGUUCUGCAGGCAUUUCGGGCUACGCUGCUGCUGGUGCCCCUGCUCGGCCUCCAGUAUAUGUUAACGCCGUUUCGUCCUGGCCAGGAGCAUCCCUUGGAGUAUACAUACCAAGUCAUCUCGGCAUUUACGGCCUCAUUUCAAGGCUUGUGCGUGGCCACAUUGUUCUGCUUCUUCAAUGGCGAGGUGAUUGCCCAAGUGAAGCGCAAAUGGCGCACAGUCUGCUUCAGCAAUCGACCCAGGACCAACUCCUAUACAGCCACUCAGGUCUCGUUCGUGCGCUGCGGUCCGCCAGUGCCUGGCGAGGAGAAGGUAUGACUAAAGGACUUGUCGGCAUCGGCCAAGCGACGCGCCUCCUCAGCGCCCCAUCGCCCACAGCAGCAGCAACAACAACAACAACAGCAGCAGCAACAGUUGCUGGCGCAGCAGCAACAGCAGCGGGCGAGAAGCCAGAGCCUGGGCAUGACAGGCGCCACAAGCAGCUCGUCCCGCCUUAUCGAUGGCUGGCGCCAUAAGCUGCGCUUGCUGCGGCGCCCGAGCGUGGACAAUGCGCAUCAGCGGCAGCCGCUUAUGGAGGAAACAGCUGGCAAUUCGCAGCUGCAAAUGGCAGCCGAUACGCAAGCGGAGGCGGACAAGCCGACGCUGAUGACGACAAUAGCAGAAGAUGUCGCCGAAGCAGCAACAACAACUGCAACUGCAACAACAACAACAACAAACAACGCAACUGAACAGCGAAAUGGCACUGGCAUGGGUUUAGGAUUAGUUACGAGAUCGGGCUUAGGCCUCGCACCCGGCGUAGGUGUUGUCAUUGUCAGCGUCGAUGCGAAUGGCCAACAGCAUAUUGCCGACGAGGCGCUUUAAACAACACACACACACACACACACAUACAGACACAAAUCGAGUCACAAAACUCUGCUACGAAUUCUCAUAGUCUAAGCCAAUUUUAAGCAUGCUACCCGCCCAAAUAGAUAACCAUACUUGAAACUAGAAACCAAAACAAAUGAAAAUGCACCCCACCUAAAAAAAAAAAACAAAAAAUAUAAAUAGUCGCCCGCCCUUCGGACCGAUAAACAAUGUUAAGCUAUAGCAAAUAUCAAUGCAAAGUUGCUUAAAUAAAGGAAAUAAAAACUUACGCUCAACUUUUGUGCAGUUAAAGUCAUAAAAUCAAAAUAUAACUGUGCAAUGUGUGUGCAGCUAAGUGUUGGACAACGUUUAAAAAUAUAAUC